AUGGCAAGAGGUAGGGGGGUUGAUUCAGACGCACCUGAUAGCGAACCGCGUGGAGGUCACGACCAAGAACGUUGCAUGCGUGGACGAGGGGUUAUACCUCCUCUAUCUCCUUCUCCUCCUCCUUCCGGCACACCUGGGGCUUCGUCUUCUAUUCAGCCCCUCGUGCGACCUCCACUUCCUCCUAUUCCUUCUUCUUCUUCCUCAUUUCCUGGACCGGCAGAGUCUACACCAGUUGCACAGUCCCCAUCUGCACCAGCUUCGGCUGAGCCACGUAUAGAAGUUAGUUUGGUAGCGGGACAUAUUUAUCCAUCCUUUCGAGCGUCAAGGCAAAUUAUGAGGAUCAUAAAGCUACAUCUCGAUAAAGAUGGAUACACUUGGGAUGCAGUACAACAGGAGGUGAGAGACUUUUACUGGAAUGAGUUUCAGCCUGCAUCUAAUGGUCAGUCGAGUGUUGAUGAGUUAGCCUUAUAUUUAGACUUGGUAGGAGGCCAAAAGAAAAGGAAGGUGUACGGCAUUGGCUCCCAAGCAUCACAGUUCUACUGCGGCUCAGCUUCAAAUGCUGCUAGUGCUCCACCAUCACAACCACAACCAAUCAUAGUGUCGAGGAGAUUAACGACUGCUACUUCGUUUGAUCCUUCGACUGUUACGAAUCUAAUGGUGCCAUCUACUACCAGGCAUCAGACGACAUCUUUCAUUCCUCCUCCAAAUACUGUAUAUGAUACUACAGAUAUGUUAGUGGCUCCUCCAGACACUGUAGCAAACCCAGAGGACACUACACCAGAUCUUGUAGCCACUUUAUUGGUACCCCUCCAAAGACCACCUGUACCCGAAACACCGACCUCACCCACAAGUCCAACAACCCCAACUGCACCAAUGGCAUCACUGUCUGACAUCCAAAACCUCAUUGAACAAUUGGAAGCCAAAAUGGAGGCUAGAAUGAAUGAGGCAUUGGUUGCCCAGAGGACUGCCCUAAUAGCCGAACUUGGUGGUGGUAAUGGAAAUGGGGCUUCCGCCGGGGGAAGUGGACCUUCUACCUCUAAUUUGGGACCUGCUGCAGAACCAAUAAACCCUACCCUUAACCUGGAUGGCAUGCCCUCUGGAACUGCUUCUGAGCUGGAAGCUCAGAAAAUGAUACGUAGAGAAACUAGAAUCCGUGGAAAGGUCUAUCAGUGCCCUCAAGACACACGAAAAAAUCGUGGACAAUGA
Molecule: messenger RNA, 1206 nt
Organism: Jatropha curcas
Lineage: Eukaryota; Viridiplantae; Streptophyta; Magnoliopsida; Malpighiales; Euphorbiaceae
Source: RefSeq, a predicted model, not a curated record